AAACAGGAAAAAAGUGGAAUAUUCUCUUGUUUCUGAAAAUCAUUCGUUUCUCUCUUCUUCCUUCUCCCCCCCAAGAUAAGGAAGACAAGAGAGAAAGCCAUUUCCUCCACAACCAAACAGACAUGGAAAACCAGGUUCAAACCAAUGGUGCCGUCGUGCCUGAGCCUGCACCUGCACCUGCGCCGGCCAAGUUUCCCUUGAGCUAUUGGGAAGCCGCGGUGGCUUCAACGGUGGCGGUUGGCUUCCUCAGCAGCAUUCUCUGUGUUUACCUCACCAUGCCCGAUUCCGAUUACAGCUUCCUCAAGUUCCCUCACACCCUCGAAGAUCUCAAACUCCUUAGAGAUAACCUUGAGACUUAUACAAGUGACUACACUGCUCAAGUCUUGGUGGGAUACUGCGUGGUUUAUAUUUUCAUGCAGACUUUCAUGAUUCCAGGGACUGUUUUCAUGUCAUUGCUUGCUGGAGCACUCUUUGGAGUCUUUAAAGGCGUGGCUCUGGUUGUAUUCAAUGCAACCGCUGGAGCUUCUUCAUGCUUCUUCCUGUCAAAAGUCGUUGGACGUCCUCUUCUCUCAACUCUCUGGCCAGACAAGUUGCUAUUCUUCCAAAACCAGGUGGCAAAAAGAAGGAAGGGUUUGUUGAACUACAUGCUUUUCCUGAGGCUGACUCCAACCCUGCCAAACACAUUUAUUAAUUUUGCUUCACCGGUCGUAAACGUGCCCUAUCAUAUUUUCUUCAUUGCAACUGUUAUUGGACUCAUACCUGCUGCUUAUGUCACUGUCAGGGCUGGGUUAGCUCUUGGAGAGUUAAAAUCCGUUGGGGAUCUCUAUGAUUUCAACUCAGUUGCUACUUUGUGCCUUAUAGGUGUUGUUUCAAUUACACCCACACUUAUAAGCAAGAAGGAGUCAUAGCCUUUCAGAAGCCAUGAAUCUUGUGUAUGAAGCCCUUGUUCUCCUGACACCUAAUACUGGUUCAGUUACUUCAGCAUUUGUACAGACAGAUCUCCACAAUUUUAAUGCGGUUCUCCGCUAAUGAUUUUAUUGCGAAGUGCUGCAGAAUCAUGUCUUUGAUGAUGGGUUAUAUGCCAGUGGAAAGAAACGGCAUUUGGAAGAAUCAGUUAUGUACAUUGUUCAUAAGCUGCUAUGUAUGUAUAGAAAAACAUACGCUUAUUGAUUAGUAGUUACUUUGUCAUGUUUUUUCCAUGCACAAUAAUUUAGUUAAAAUGUCUUCCUGGUUUUUCCUACCUAGUUUGUCCAUCAGUUAUGGCAUGUUCAUUGUACAAUUGUCUGCUGGGUACAAUAUUAUAUCUAUCGAAUUAAUUUAAAUCAGCAGGUUUGAUA
This is a messenger RNA of Lotus japonicus, 1337 nucleotides long. RefSeq lists its product as uncharacterized. The coding region runs from base 123 to 908 and encodes 261 amino acids. The transcript has 4 exons. Lineage: Eukaryota; Viridiplantae; Streptophyta; Magnoliopsida; Fabales; Fabaceae. The record is from RefSeq and is a predicted model, not a curated record.